This is a messenger RNA of Colletotrichum godetiae, 615 nucleotides long. RefSeq names its product putative G1/S-specific cyclin. Gene Ontology annotation, cellular component: spindle pole body; cyclin-dependent protein kinase holoenzyme complex; cytoplasm. Gene Ontology annotation, biological process: regulation of cyclin-dependent protein serine/threonine kinase activity; mitotic cell cycle phase transition. NCBI's taxonomy places the organism in Eukaryota, Fungi, Ascomycota, Sordariomycetes, Glomerellales, Glomerellaceae. Gene Ontology annotation, molecular function: cyclin-dependent protein serine/threonine kinase regulator activity. Bases 1 to 615 code for a protein of 204 amino acids. The record is from RefSeq and is a predicted model, not a curated record. The transcript is spliced from 2 exons.
AUGCGGAAGAUGCUCAAACGAGAUGCUACUGAGCUUGGGAGCCCCGACGAGGUGCCCAUCGCGAAAAGGCAGAGGGUAUCUCUCUCCAGAACGCAUGAGCUAAGUGAGGAGCACUCUCAAGAUUUUCUCAAAUAUAUGGAGCACGCCGAGACGAUGCUCGACAUGAGGCGCUUCCCGGAUGGAAUAAGAGAAAUGAGACCGGACAUCGUCCGACAUCUCCAAGUGGCUCAUGCUAUGCUUGGCCUACUUCCAGAAACGCUGUUUUUAUCGGUCAACAUUGUCGACAGGUUCUGCUGUGAACAAAGCUUCUGUGGGGAGGCAUACUACAAGUUGAUCGGCUGUACUGCCUUAUGGAUUGCGUCCAAGUACAUUGAAGAAAAGGGGCGGGUGCCAUCUCUCAAGCGGCUUAUGCAAUUCAUUCCCGAAGGGUAUUAUCGAGACGAGAGAUUCUUCAUCCGGUUAGAAAUGGACAUUCUUACUGAACUGAAGUGGCGCGUCAACCCGCCAAACUCAUAUUGCUUCAUUCAGCUUCUUGAGAUGGACGACGAUAACGAAGCUGCAGUGAGGGAGUUGGCAGUGGAUAAUUGCAAAGCCAACUUGGCUACAACGAACUGA